Messenger RNA from Meloidogyne enterolobii, 694 nucleotides. NCBI's taxonomy places the organism in Eukaryota, Metazoa, Nematoda, Chromadorea, Rhabditida, Meloidogynidae. The record is from the annotation of a GenBank genome assembly.
AUGAGACAAGCAGCAUGUAUUGGACGUAAACAAUUGGGGUCUUUUGGAACUUGUUUGGGCAAAUUCACAAAAGGAGGUUCUUUCUUUCUUCAUAUAACGGCAUUGGAUUAUUUGGCGCCCUAUGCUUUGGCAAAAAUUUGGUUAAAACCACAAGCUGAACAACAAUUUUUGUAUGGAAAUAAUAUUGUUAAAUCUGGUGUUGGAAGAAUGAGCGAGGGAAUUGAAGAGAAACAGGGAAUUAUUGUCUACAAUAUGUCAGAUUUGCCGUUAGGUUUUGGUGUGGCUGCAAAGGGAACAGUAUCUUGUAAGAAAGCAGAUCCUACAGCUUUAGUUGUUUUACACCAAUCAGAUUUGGGUGAAUAUAUUCGAAAUGAAGAGGGGUUGAUUUAAUUAAAAGAAGUAUUUUAUUGUUAUAUUUAUUUUUGUUGUGAUGUCUCUUGGAAGUGGAUAUUGGAGGUGAGUAUUUUAAAGACUUAAAGGAAUUUUAACAGACUUGGGGUUCUUUUUCCCGUUUUGAGGUGAUCAUGAACCAACAAAUCUGCUUAAUUAAACGAUGAAGUAGAUUUUUUGGGACCAGUCCUAGGUGGAUUUUAAAGACCUUAAAGAAAAAAGAAGUUGAAAAAUGGAGAGAGGAUUGUGUUAGCUUUAAAUCUGUAAACUACUCAAAACUCGCCAUCUUCAUUAUUGCAAACAU